AUGGCUACAACUUCUGCUCGCACUUGUGGAUCCCUGCAGGGCCCCUGCGGAGUCAUGCCCAGCUGCCGGCCAAGCAGUGCUGUCUCCGUCAACUGCAGACCGGGGCAGGCUUUUCCUCGCCGAUCGAGCAUUUGCCUGACUGCUCCAGUCCCCAGCAGCUACCGAAACAGGGGCUACAUGCCGGCUACAUGCCUUCCCCCUCCUAGCAUGGGCUCUACUUGUGUCCCGCCACCCUGCAUCCCACCCCCUGCCCGCCCUCUCAGCUGCUACGCUGGAGGACACAGUGAAGGCAUCCUCAACUGCAACGAAAAGGAAACCAUGGAGUUCCUGAAUAGUCGCCUGGGCAACUACCUGGAAAGGGUGCGCUGUCUGGAGAAGGAGAAUGCGGAGCUGGAGUGCAAGAUCAAAGACUGGUACGACUGUGAGAAUGCUUAUGUGUGCACCGACUUCAAGCCUUUCUACUGCACCAUUGAUGAUCUCCAGCAGCAGAUCUGCUGUGUUAAAGCUGACAACGCAAGACUGUGUCUGGACAUCGAUAAUCUGAAGAUGGCUUCAGAUGACUACUGCACUAAGUAUGAUUAUGAACUGAGUCUGCGCCAGCGGGAUGAUGCUGACAUCAGCGAUCUUCGCAGAGUCUUGGAUGAUCUCACCCUGUGCAGGGCUGACUUGGAAGCUCAACUUGAGUCCUUGACUGAGGAGAUGAUGUGCCUGAAGAAAAACCAUGAGGAGGAGUCCUAUGCCCUUCGCUCCCAGCUUGGUGACCGCAUCAACGUGCAGGUGGAUGCUGCCCCGUCUUGCAACCUUAACAGGAUCCUGGAGGAGAUGCGACGCCAGUAUGAGGCCGACCUUGAAAAAAAUCGCCAGGAGGUUGAAGACUGGUACUCUACCCAGAUGGAAGAGCUAAACCGGGAGGUGCUCUCCAGUGGAGAACAGCUGCAGUGCUGCCAGACCGAGAUCAUCGAGACACGACGGUGUGUCCAGGCCCUGGAGAUCGACCUACAGGCUCAGCAGAGCAUGAAAGGUGCUCUGGAGUGUACUCUGCAAGAGACAGAGUCCCGCUACGGCACUCAGCUCUCCCAGCUCCAGUGCCUGAUCAGCAACGUGGAGACCCAGCUCAGCGAAAUCCGUUGCGACAUCGAGCGCCAGAACUGUGAGUACAAGACCCUCCUCGACGAAAAGGCCCGCCUGGACUGUGAGAUCGCCACUUACCGCAACAUGCUGGAAGGAGAAGACUGCAAGCUGCCCAACCGUCCCUGCAACCCGGAGUGCGGGACCGCCAUCCGUUCAUCCGUCUGCCGCCCAGUCUGUGUGCCGGAGCCAGUCUGUGCUCCUGCCCGCCCUCCGAGCUGCAAGCCAUGCGUGCCGGUGGUGGAGCCCAACCUGGCCCCGUCCUGCAUCAAUCCCGGGGGGCCCAUGUAUGCCCCGUGCGGCCCUCCGCCCUGUGUGCCCCCUCCCUGCGGCCCAUGCCGACCUCCGGUCUGCCCACCCCCUUGUAGCCCAUGCCCACCGGGCCCUCGAGUCAGCACCAAGAUCUGCCGCAUGUGA
Messenger RNA from Varanus komodoensis (Komodo dragon), 1545 nucleotides. RefSeq names its product keratin, type I cuticular Ha4-like. The coding region runs from base 1 to 1545 and encodes 514 amino acids. Gene Ontology annotation, molecular function: structural molecule activity. The record is from RefSeq and is a predicted model, not a curated record. Lineage: Eukaryota; Metazoa; Chordata; Lepidosauria; Squamata; Varanidae. The transcript is spliced from 7 exons.